AUGAAGCUGUGUCUUCUUCUUUUCUUGCUGUGUCUCUGCUGUCCGGGACUGACUGAGGAGCCCAGUCCAGGAACUUCUGAUGUCUCUGGUCCUGUUGAAGAGGAGAAGACAGAGGAGGAGGUUCACAGCUGUGGAGGAGCGCAGUUGUUCAGCCCUGAGGAACGCAGAUCGAUAGGGGCCGCUAUUGAGCGACUGGGUUUACAGUUACUGGAAAAGCUUCCUAUUGGUCCACAGCAGCCUAAUGUCAUCCUGUCACCUCUUAGCCUGGCCCUUGCCCUCGCUCAGCUUACCUUAGGUGCUCGGAACGAGACAGAGAAGCUGCUGCUGAAAACCCUUCAUGCCCACAAUCUGCCAUGUUACCAUCAUAUACUGGGAGGCCUUCUACCUCAUUUCAGAAACACAUCGUUGGAAGUGGCAACACGCAUGUACCUGAGACCAGGAUUUGAAGUGAAGUUGUCUUUUGUUGAGGACUCUCUGGCCAGGUACCAAUCAGAGCCUGUCCCUCUGGUCUCUGUGGAGGAGGUCAACCAGUGGGUGGAGAACGCCACGAAUGGUCAAAUCCCCAACUUCCUGGAAAGUAUUCCACAUGACGUGGUGCUUAUGCUCAUGAACGCUGUGUAUUUCAAAGGUGAAUGGCAGACACGAUUUGACCCCCAAGUGACCUCGAAGGGAGUGUUCUACCUGGACAACCAGAACUCUGUGUCGGUAGACAUGAUGAAGUCUGCCCAGUACCCUCUUCGCCUGCUGGAUGAUCCAGAACUGGGAGCACAGGUUGCCAGCUUUCCAUUCAAGGGAAAUACCAGCUUCUUAAUUAUCAUGCCCUUGCCGGGCAGAGGAAACGUUUCAUCUGUGCUUCCCAAACUGAACAUCUCCGACCUUUACAGACGUCUACCUCAGGAAAAAACAAUGCAGGUCAACUUACCUAAGGUGAAGCUACAGUACCGCCAGGAGCUCCAGGAAGUGCUGACCAGCAUGGGCCUUGGCUCUCUGUUUUCGGGUCCUAAUCUUUCUGGGAUUUCCGACCAUCCUCUGAAGGUGACCAGUGUCCGCCACGCCAGCACUGUAGAACUCAGCGAGGAGGGCGUGGAGGCGUCUGCCACCACUGUUGUAACCUCCAUGCGCUCUGUCUCUCUCUUCUCCGUCAACUCUCCUUUCCUCUUCGCCCUCAUUGAUGAUGCUUCUCUUGCACCCCUCUUCAUGGGCAUCGUCAUGAACCCUGCCCCCGAUAACAACCCAAUGCUUCAUGACGAUCCCCACGGCAACAGCACCAUGAGUGACCAACCUGUAACAGAUAAUAGUGAACACAGCAACAGGUUGUGCAGUGAGACAGAGCCAGCAGAGAGCAGCAGGGUGCAGUCAUGUAGUUCUCCUGCUGGUGAGAGGGAGCAACUGCGGCAUGUAAAAAGACUGGAGAGUACCGAUGGGAAAAAGAAGUAA
Messenger RNA from Chelmon rostratus (copperband butterflyfish), 1437 nucleotides. It is a transcript of the gene serpinf2a, whose product is annotated as serpin peptidase inhibitor, clade F (alpha-2 antiplasmin, pigment epithelium derived factor), member 2a. The record is from RefSeq and is a predicted model, not a curated record. Gene Ontology annotation, biological process: negative regulation of endopeptidase activity. NCBI's taxonomy places the organism in Eukaryota, Metazoa, Chordata, Actinopteri, Chaetodontiformes, Chaetodontidae. Gene Ontology annotation, molecular function: serine-type endopeptidase inhibitor activity. The transcript has 8 exons. The coding region runs from base 1 to 1437 and encodes 478 amino acids.